Molecule: messenger RNA, 834 nt
Organism: Cucumis melo (muskmelon)
Lineage: Eukaryota; Viridiplantae; Streptophyta; Magnoliopsida; Cucurbitales; Cucurbitaceae
Exons: 3
Coding region: 338-679 (113 amino acids)
Source: RefSeq, a predicted model, not a curated record
GUUCCGGACCGACUGUCAUAGACAUUUCAAAAAGUACAGCGACCCGGAGGAGGCUCGUGCCAACCCACCAAACGCAUUGGUUGGACGUGAUGAGGAUUGGCACUUCCUCUGCGACCAUUAUAUCAGCCGUGCAUUCCAGGAGCAAUCACGGACAAACAAGGCUGCUAGACAGAAGCAGCCUUACAAUAUUAGUAGCGGGUCCAAGUCGUUUCUACAACGACAGUAUGAGCUCGCUGAAAGAAGAGGGCAGCCGGUCAAUCGUGUGGAAUUCUUCCAGGAAACACACGUUCGAGCUGGGACAUUCGUGUCGCAGGCCGUCGAGGAUGCGCAUAAUCAAAUGAUGGAACUCCAAUCCCAGCCUACCCCAGAGGGUAGUCAGCCACUCUCUGAGGAUGAGAUAUGCGAUCAGGUGUUGGGUAGACGACCAGGCUACUCAAAAAGCCUUGGUUGGGGACCCAAGUCGAAGGCCCGCAGAACGGCAAGUGCAAGCAGUUCGUCGACAUCUUGUUCGCAGUCCACACAAAAAGAGAUUGUAUUACAAGCUAAACUUCAUGAAGCUUUGGAACGGAUUGAAGUACAAGAUAGAAAUCACCAAGCAUUAGCUUCACAAGUGGAAGCUAUGAAAAAGAUGAUUGAAGACUUAACUCGUGCACAACAGGGACCACCACAUGAUCCCUAGCUCUGCGGUACGUCGUAUAUGUCUCUAUUAUUCUUAAGUUUUUGCAAUAUAUGAUUAUGUAUUAAACUUAGUUAUUUUUAUACCAUUUUUAGGACCGAAGGUGUAGAAUGACGCGCAUACGCACCUCGUUGGGAGACUUUUCAUUAUGUUUAUGU